Messenger RNA from Plutella xylostella (diamondback moth), 398 nucleotides. RefSeq lists its product as uncharacterized. Lineage: Eukaryota; Metazoa; Arthropoda; Insecta; Lepidoptera; Plutellidae. Gene Ontology annotation, cellular component: mitochondrion; respiratory chain complex IV. The record is from RefSeq and is a predicted model, not a curated record.
UAUAAAAAAUUGUCUUGUAAAAUUUCAAGCCAACUUGACAAGUUAAGCUUUUAUUUGUUUAUAAAAAAAUACCUAACUAUUUUGACCUAAAUAUUUAUAGAUUUACGAAACAUGUGUGAUCAAGAAUUUCGAACGCUGCGGAUCGACCCUCGAUACCCGUUCACGAAUCAAACCAAGGCAUGCUUCGACAACUACGUGGACUUCUACCGCUGCCGGCGUCUGCUGGGCGAGGAGGCGGACGACUGCCGGCUGUUCAAGCGCUACUUCGAGACCAUCUGCCCCGCGGCGUGGACCGAGCACUGGGACGAGCAGCGCGCACAAGGCACGUUCCCCGCGCCGCUGUGACGUCACACCUUCCACCAGAGCGAUGCUUCUAAUUAAAUAUUUACCUUCUGGAA